AUGCUGCUGACGGUGUUGGUGGCUAUUUCCACCAUUGUCACCAUCCUACUCUUGCUGUUGCCCUCUCCACAGCUCGCCGCCGAUCAGCAAUGUUCGGUCCAAGUCGUGGUGCUCGGUGACCUGGGCCGAAGCCCCCGUAUGCAAUAUCACACUUUGAGCAUCGCGACUCACGGUGGCCGUGUCCAGCUUAUUGGUUAUAGAGAGACUGAUCCAUUGCCCGAGCUGCUCUCGCAUCCCAAUGUCAGGCUCCGCCCAUUAUCGCCUCCUCCUCGAUGGCUCCAAACCAGCAACAAGAUCCUGUUUCUUCUGUGUGGACCUCUGAAAGUCCUACUGCAAACAUGGACGCUAUGGACCACUUUGAGCUAUUCUUCUGAUCCUUGCAAGUGGAUGCUUGUUCAGAACCCCCCCUCGAUACCCACUUUACUGGUUGUUUCUACUGUCUGUUUCUUUCGACGAACCCGGCUGAUCGUUGACUGGCAUAAUUUUGGGUAUUCUAUCCUGGCUCUCAAGCUCGGGUCAGAUCAUCCUUUGGUCGGAAUAUCCAGGUUUUAUGAAACUACUCUCGCAAAGGCCGCGAAUGCAAAUUUUACUGUUACAGACGCAAUGGCUCAAGUUUUAAAGUCUGAUUACAAGAUCACUGCUCCCAUUAUGACCUUGCAUGACCGACCAGCAGACUUGUACCAGCCUCUAACAGAUUCGAAGCGAAUAGCUUUCUUGCAGCGCUACCCUCUUAUCCAAAAGCAUUUCGGUGAUAUCUUAGACACAAAGGUCAGGCUGCUCGUCUCUUCAACCUCUUGGACACCUGACGAAGAUUUCGAUCUUCUCCUGGAUGCACUCUGUAGCUACUCUACCAGCGCCACCUCCUCUCAUCCCCAGCUCCCAGAACUUGUCAUUGUUAUCACAGGAAAAGGUCCCCAAAGGCAACAUUAUCUCGGCAAAAUUCGAGAGCUGCGGUCAGCAAAGGCGCUGGAAAUGGUGAGCAUCUACACCGACUGGCUUAGCUUCGAGAAUUACGCUCUUCUUUUAGGCUCUGCAGAUCUCGGCGUCUCCCUACAUACCAGCAGCAGUGGAGUUGACCUCCCCAUGAAAGUGGUUGACAUGUUCGGUGCUGGUCUCCCGGUGGUGGGCUGGAGCAAGUUUGCAGCAUGGCCGGAGCUAGUGACGGAAAACGUCAAUGGCAAAGGCUUCGGCAGCUCAGAAGAGUUGGCAGACAUUCUUCGUGAAUUGUUUGAUCCCAGCUCACAACAGCUUGCAAGGUUGAAGGCAGGGGCUACAAGGGAAAGCCAGCGGCGAUGGAACUCCGAGUGGGAUUCUGUUGCUGGGAAGCUCCUCGGUCUGGUAAAAUGA
Molecule: messenger RNA, 1347 nt
Organism: Cladophialophora psammophila CBS 110553
Lineage: Eukaryota; Fungi; Ascomycota; Eurotiomycetes; Chaetothyriales; Herpotrichiellaceae
Product: beta-1,4-mannosyltransferase
Exons: 3
Coding region: 1-1347 (448 amino acids)
Cellular component (GO): endoplasmic reticulum
Molecular function (GO): mannosyltransferase activity
Source: RefSeq, a predicted model, not a curated record